Molecule: messenger RNA, 4316 nt
Organism: Portunus trituberculatus (swimming crab)
Lineage: Eukaryota; Metazoa; Arthropoda; Malacostraca; Decapoda; Portunidae
Exons: 9
Coding region: 2009-3802 (597 amino acids)
Source: RefSeq, a predicted model, not a curated record
UAUAUAUAUAUAUAUAUAUAUAGAUAGAUAGAUAGAUAGAUAGAUAGAUAGAUAGAUAGAUAUUACAAUUACUAGUGCAUCCGAAAUCGAAUCAAAGAAUUCGUAAACACAAACAGUAUAUUCCAUACAAAGCAACUCAACGCAGCUGUUUAAGGUCGCGCUUCUGUUUAGUGUGUGUGUGUGUGUGUUGAUGGAGUGAGGGAACCCGCGAGGACAACUUGUUUUUGCAGGUUUUGGUGACUCGUCACUCACGCAAGACAGCGGGUCAACACUGCUUGGUGGGAACGGUGACAGUCAUUCCAGCGGGAGAUUUGGAAGUGUUUUCGUUUUAGCUGACCAUCUAUUCUCCUUCUUUGACUGGAGUUUCAGUCAGGGCUGGAGAUGAUCUUCCGCUAUGCCCUCUUAAUUCGUCCACGUCUUCCUCUUCGUUUGCUUCGUUCCCCAGCUGGCGUCAUCGCGGGUUUUUUUUUUUUUUUUUUUUUUUUUCUUUUCUUUUUGUGCUGUGAAGUUGCCAAGAUCCUCAGUAGAAUUUGAAUUGCGGAAAGGUGGUUGUCCUGCAGGAGGAGCAGACUUAGAUCUUGUAAGUGACCCUGAUCUACCCCUACGACGGCUUUGGAUAUGUAAAUGCAGGCAAAUAUUAAUUUCCACGUCUCUUGCCUCAGGUCCCUUGUUUCCCUGAUUGACAGUGAGAAGGACAUAGUCCCCUUCUCUUGCAGGCACCGAGAGAGCUCAGACACGUGAGCGAGGACAUAUAAAAUUAUGUCCUCAUGCGUCCGCAGGUCUUCGAUGAAGCUGUAGGCCGCCUUGGUGAUAUGCCAUUUGAUUAGCCCGUGGUGAAGAAUAGGACUGGCCCUCGAAGAUGGAUGAAGUGGACUUGGCCAUGGUGUGCGGCCCAGCGAUCUUAAUGCAGUGCUCUGAUGUUAGUUACCUUAUUGCGCGUCAUCCAGAUAUAUAGAACACUGCUUCUGAUGACAGGUGAUGCACUGUCAGCACUGAUACCCGCUGGAGUUGCCAGAUACAAUCAGCUGAUUCUACUGUUUACUUUCCUUGGAGCCUUGUCGGUCCAUUUAAUGUCAUGGGAGGAUUUUACUUAAAAAAACCCUGAAAUACUGCAGACUACUGGCAAAUAUAUGUAACUUGUUUGAAUGAUUAAGAGUUAUUUGGGCAGCAAAUCAGCCAGCCAACUUCUCUCAGGCUGUCAGGCAUCCAGUCCUCACGCUGCAGUCGACAAUCGGACUGAUUCAGUGUUGUAAUGGGAAUGGCUUGGGUAGGUUCUGUGUCGCUUUGGUGGUCGCACACAAGGUGACAGGAAUUUAACGUGCCUUCUAGAGACAAGUACCUAUGAAGAAACUGGGAAGAUAGGAGGAAGACUAACAAGGAACUUCGCAAUCUACACGUGUGAUAAGAGAGAUAAACAUCACAUUUUCCAUUAGGGGAUCGUAAACAAGUCUGUCCAACAAAUUGUUACAAAAACUAGUAGUAAACAAUCUCCCCCGGGCAAGUCUUCAAGGUUCAUUUUCUUUCCCAGGGUGAAAAGUGUUGUGCAGGAAACUUCACUGUGAUGCGGUUCAUUGAUAUCACAAGUGGCAGAAGAGUAAUGAAGUAACCUGCUGACUCGGUGUAGCAAAGUGUGAAUUAAUCGUCGUGAUAUAGCAUCCUACUUUCCUUUGUGACGGGACACCAUGUGAAGGCAAUCAUAAAGUGUACUGAUGGGUUCUGAGUGAAACAGGUUAUGCAUGUCUGUUUUGAAGGAACUUUAGGAACAAAAGUAGUGAAAAUAGCAUCUCUAGCAGUGAUGUGCUGGUGUCAACAAGUCUAGAAUAGUAGUAGUGUUACUGAAAUAGAAAAUAGAUUGCUAUGUACUACUAAUAUUCAGCACCUUGGAUAACAAGAGUAAUGUGACCUACAUCUGUUAGCCAGAAUUCAGUGUGGCACUGGUUUGUAUGACAAAUCAGUUCCACAACUUGACUUAACUGAAGAAUCUUGACACCUAAGUCAACUCAAGGAGAUGGCUCUGAGUGGACUGACCCCCACCACCACAGCCAUGAUCCUGCUGAUGUUGGUGGUGUACUUCUGCCCCAGGACGGAGAUGGUGCCAGCGCUGUGCAACAAGUUAUUCACCAACUUUAAUUCAUACUGCCACCACAACCAGUCUGGACUAUGUGGUUUUAGAAAUUCAACUGUGCCUUUGUCGUGCACUCACCAGCUGCGCCACAGAGAGACAGUGGGUGUGGAUCGUUGCGGCCGGCUUACAUCCAUGCUCAUAAGACACCACUGGUUCAGCUUCACUUAUAUCGAUCUGAAAUUCCAGUACAAGGUCAACAUAAGUCAAGGCAGCAUUUGCCGGGAUUUCAGCCUCCGUGGUGUAACUUUACCCCUCCAUGAGACUCUUGUGUAUGACUGUGCGAUGCUCAGAGUGCCAGGGAAUGUUGCUAGGGAUGGUACGCUCACUGUUGAGAAUGGCAGAGGAGAAGGGAACACAUUCAUCUUCAGAAUUCCAAGCUACACAAGAAUACAUCCAGAGAAAACUGAUCUGUCAGACUGGCAUGUGUUCUUCUACCUUCAUCAGGACUUCAUUGCAACUUCCUCUCACUUACCAGUCACUGUUCAGUCAGCUGAUCCCUUCCCUAAUGUGUCAUACAGAGUCUCCAUCGUCAAGUGUCUAGAUGCUAUAACACCAAACUGUGGCAAUUACAAUGCACUCAAUUCUACCCUGGUUGUUUCUCCAAAGGAGAAUGAAUGGACUGUGCAUCUCCCAAUCUGGAGCAACCCAGGGAGCUAUGCUGUCACUGUGCAGAUUGAAUCAAGUGACUGCCCUCCACACACUGGAUGCUACAUUUCUGUGUCACCAAAAUUUGAAAUUGAACCAAACUUAUUAGGUAUCUGGAUGUCAGUUGCAAUGGGAUUCUUCUUGAUAGCCGUCUUGACAUUUUUGCUGAUAUUCAACAAGCGCCUGAGGACCAACAGAGAUAAACUGCAGGCCCUGCAGGAAGUCCAGCCGACAGUUCUUCUUAUUUAUAUAGCAGAAAACCAGCUGUAUAUGGAAUUCAUCAACAUGUUUGCUGAUUUCCUGAAGAACACCUGCCAUCUCUUCCCAUACCUGGUGGAUCGUGAUGUGGGGAUAGAGGAUCCAAACUGUUGGACAAGAGAUCACAUCCUGAAGGCUGAUAAAGUGAUGUUUAUAAUCCCUGGGAAUCCUGAUGGAGAAAGCAGCACACCCAUCAGAAACCAGUGGAUAGUUGCUCUCAAUUACCUCUCUGGACAUCACUUCACCACACGCCAAGUAUCCCGGAAGGUGGCAGCUGUAACUCUGCCCUCAAGUGGGACCAUCCCACCUGAAAUACUGCAUGUGCAGCGCUUCAAACUGGUGGACCAGGUUGCUGCACUAGUGACAUGGCUCCAUGGCGGCACAAGGCUGGAUGAAAUGUUCCUGUGGUGGCCAGUGAUAAGAUUAACGAAGAAGGUCAGCUACACCUGGCCUAAAAUGAGGUUAGCGGCUCUUAGGGCCUCAGCUACGGCGUUAAAGGUCUCAGAGCCACACACUGGUCUUUCUGUAAUGUAUGGUAAUAUUUACCUCUUAAGCCCUGCUGAUCAGAUUCCUGUCCCAAGAGACAACCUCAGCAAACACAGUGAAGACUCCAUUACAACUGAAGGGGAUUCUGAGGACAGUGAUUCUGUCUUUGAUCCAGACAUUCCUUCCUUCAGGAGACUGCUGGAAGUAAACAAUAACAGUAAGUUGUCUGUGAAUAGUGAGCAUUCUGAGAAAUUAUCAGACUGUAGUGAUGAUGAUGUAUUCACUUGACUGCUUCAUCCAAUAUUAAUUAAACUAUAUAUAUAUAUAUAUAUAUAUAUAUAUAUAUAUAUAUAUAUAUAUAUAUAUAUAUAUAUAUAUAUAUAUAUAUAUAUAUAUAUAGUGAUAAUUAUAUUAAACUGAAUGUACAAAUGAAAGUGCCUUGGAAUGAGCAAAAGCCAUUCAUCUUACUAGAUUUUAUAAGAUUUAAGUGCAUACUUGCGGGUAUGAUUACAUUUUGCACUGUCAAAUAAAAUGUACAAAUGAGUACCUUUUGUGACAGACAGAUUCUGCUUUGAUUUGAUGGUCACAGUUUCCAGACUAUGUUAAGGCUCAGCUCAUUCAUUAAUGGUGAGUGAGUGAUGAUAAGUGAGAGGCUGUGGUUUGUAAGCAUACUGUGGGACUGUGGGCUGGACUUGAGAGAGAGAGAGAGAGAGAGCUGUGGUGAGUGACUAUGAUUGAGUUUUUUAUGCAUAUGUACUAUAGGGAACUGACUAAUUAAAUAUACAUUAAUGUCUGUACAUGA